Molecule: messenger RNA, 3970 nt
Organism: Phodopus roborovskii (desert hamster)
Lineage: Eukaryota; Metazoa; Chordata; Mammalia; Rodentia; Cricetidae
Gene: Rgmb
Product: repulsive guidance molecule BMP co-receptor b
Exons: 5
Coding region: 133-1581 (482 amino acids)
Biological process (GO): BMP signaling pathway
Cellular component (GO): plasma membrane
Molecular function (GO): coreceptor activity
Source: RefSeq, a predicted model, not a curated record
UGGCUUGCGGCUUAUUUUCCCAGCUGGCAAGCGUCGCGCUGCAGACAAGGGAAUGCCUGUGGUCCUGCGUGUUCCGGAGCUCGGGGGCAUCGUGAUCCCGCUGAGCCCCUUCCAGGUGCGGAAGGGUUAAAAAUGAUGAAGAAGAGGAGGAAGCGAGGCGCGCACCCCGGCCCAUGCAGCAGCCGGAGGCCCGGCCCAGCCACUGCGCCCUCGCCGGAGCGCACGAGACCUGCAUGGACGGGCAUGGGCGUGAGAGCAGCACCUUCCUGCGCCGCCGCCCCCGCCGCCCCCGCCGCCCCCGCCGGGGCUGAGCGGUACCGCCGCCCCGGGCCCUGGCCGCCCUCGCCGCCGCCGCUGCUGCCGCUGCUGCUGCUCAGCCUCGGGCUGCUCCACGCAGGUGACUGCCAACAGCCAGCUCAAUGCCGAAUCCAGAAAUGUACCACAGAUUUCGUGUCCCUCACUUCACACCUCAACUCUGCCACCGAUGGCUUUGACUCUGACUUUUGCAAGGCGCUCCGUGCCUAUGCCGGCUGCACCCAGCGAACUUCAAAAGCCUGCCGUGGCAACCUGGUGUACCAUUCUGCGGUGUUAGGUAUCAGUGACCUCAUGAGCCAGAGGAACUGUUCCAAGGAUGGACCCACAUCCUCUACCAACCCAGAAGUGACUCAUGACCCUUGUAACUACCACAGCCUCGGAGGACUCAGAGAACACAGGGGAGGGGACCAGAGCCCUCCCAAUUACCUUUUCUGCGGCUUGUUUGGAGACCCUCACCUUAGAACUUUCAAGGAUCACUUCCAGACAUGCAAAGUGGAAGGGGCCUGGCCACUUAUAGACAAUAAUUAUCUUUCGGUUCAAGUGACGAAUGUGCCUGUGGUCCCUGGAUCCAGUGCAACUGCUACUAACAAGAUCACUAUUAUCUUCAAAGCACAUCAUGAGUGUACAGAUCAGAAAGUAUACCAAGCUGUGACGGAUGACCUGCCAGCUGCCUUUGUGGAUGGCACCACCAGUGGGGGGGAUGGUGAUGUUAAGAGCCUUCACAUCGUGGAGAGGGAGAGUGGCCGCUACGUCGAGAUGCAUGCCCGCUACAUAGGUACCACAGUGUUUGUGCGACAGCUGGGUCGCUACCUAACCCUCGCCAUUCGAAUGCCUGAAGACUUGGCCAUGUCCUACGAGGAAAGCCAGGACCUACAGCUGUGUGUGAAUGGCUGCCCUCUGAGUGAAUGCAUCGAUGAUGGACAAGGCCAGGUGUCUGCUAUCCUGGGGCACAGCCUGCCACAUACCACCUCAGUGCAGGCCUGGCCUGGAUACACACUGGAGACGGCCAGCACCCGAUGCCAUGAGAAGAUGCCAGUGAAGGACAUCUAUUUCCAGUCUUGUGUCUUUGACCUACUCACCACCGGUGAUGCCAACUUCACUGCUGCGGCCCACAGUGCCUUGGAGGACGUGGAGGCGCUGCACCCUAGGAAGGAGCACUGGCACAUCUUCCCCAGCAGCCGCACAGGAGGCGGUGCCCGCACAGGAGGUAGCGAUUUGUCUGUUGGUCUUGGACUCACAUGCUUGAUCCUUACUGUGUUUUUGUAGGGGUUGUUUUGUUUUUUUCUUUUUGUCUAUAACAAAGUUUUAAAUAUAUAUUGUCAUAAUAUAUUGAGUGAAAGAGUAUAUAUGUAUAUACCAUGUAUAUGACAGACGUUUGUCCUGGAGCACCAGAUUGUACAUUUUAUGUGUUUGACUGUUUUCACAUAUGUUGGUUGUAGUGUUUUUUUGAUUGUACCAAUUUUGUUUUUUGCGGUUUUGUGAAAUGUUUUAUAAUGUCCCUGCCUAGGGACCUCUUAGAAAGCACUUUAUUUUUUAUAUAUUAAAUAUUUAUGUGUGUACCUGGCUAAUAUGUACAGUGCAUAUACACAGACACCACGGCAAUCCAUUUGAAGGUGACCAGUCUGUAGCUACCCUGGGUGUUGAUCCUGCACUUCCCAUUGCUACUGAUUUGCCAAGGUACACAGUUUGUAAUGGAGCUGUCUUCUUCCCUUGUGUAAGUAUCUACUUAUUAAGUAAGUUGUUAGAAACAGAGCUCUUACUUUUCAGAACUUGGGGACAGACAGUGUUGCUACAGCUGCAGUUCUUGUUACUCUGUGACAUUUGAGCAUGUGUGGCCUGUGCGGUUGACUCUUCUGAACCUGCCAUUUGCUAAGUACAAGUCUGGUGAUGGUCAUUUCAAGUUGAUACCAGGCAUCUCCCUACACCUGAGCUAGUCCCUAUCCCCGUUUAAAUUGUACUUUUCCUCUCCCUUAAGCAAAACAAAACCAUCAACUUCGUAGAGUCCAUGCCUUGCUGUCCCUCUCUGUGAUUUUUAGAAAUCACAUUCUCCUUGGCUGCUUUGGAAUCCUAACGGUGCUCUCUGGUUCUACCCCAACGUCUCCUUCACCUCACACCUCAGGAUUCCAAACUCUGCCUGUUAGUCUUCCUGUGAUACUGAGGUCCAGGUGUAGGGCCUUAAGAACAGAAAAUCUGCCUUGGUGUGUAUUAGUAUACACUUACCUGUGGAUGCUGUUGUCCCGAUGUUCAUAACUAGGCAUUGCGCUGUCCAAGUACUCUGUCUUCUCAGCUCUCUGCCGUCUUCUCAGCUCUCUGCCAUCUUAACACCUGUAGUUGAAUAUUAGGCAGUUAACUCUUGUCACUUAGUGAAAUCCCCACAAAGUAAAUAAAGUCUUUCCUUGCCUCUCCCAUCAUCCCAUUGUUGGUACCAACUAUAAAAGAGAAUUAACAAAAAAGGCUGUGAGAGUAGCAGAGUUAACUCCUGGAUAGAUAUAGGUUUGUAUUGUUAUAUCUAAAUGUGUUUGGUUCCAAGAAGUAAUACAAUUUGUGUUUCAAUAUUUAAGGUUUACAUUAAUGCAAGCAAAAGAUACGACCUUAAAAUACUGUAGUUAUUUAGGCCAAGGCGUUGCCUUUGCCAUGUCUUAUUGGCCAGUAGCACUGACAGACUCGGGCUGGCAACAGAAAAGGGUGUCAUCACAGGGUGGAAUUGUGUGUUUUUCUAGAGGUGGCAAACCCUUUAGAGCUUGCAGAAAAUUAUGAAGGCAUCCUUAAAGGCUGAACUCCAGAGAGCUGGAAUCUAACCCUGUAAAAGAAGGUCCUUUUAAGAGAGCUGGACUAGGAAGGACCAACCAACCCUGAGCUCUGAAACAUGGCCACUUCUGUUCAUUUGUGGAGCCAUGUGCCAAGUUCAGAAGCUUAUCACUAGCUAAUAACUUGUAAUUAAGUAGAACAAGGAAGGGAAAAUGUUGGAUACUUUUAACCACUAUUUUUGUGCAAAUAGUAUAAAGGUAAAGUAAAAACAAUAGAAGUUUCUACAGUGUCUGGCUUUAGAGUAUGUGAUUGAUACACCUUUAUCCUUUCGGGGGGAGAACAAAACCACCACCACCUCUACUCAUAGUCUGGGUAAGCAAGGUUGUUUAGCUGUAACGUUUAGUGGGCAAGGGUGCCCACGAGAUGUACUACACAUCGGUAGUAUCAGUAAUGUAGUGUGGUGGUGGGUUCUCCCUCACAAUCAGUGUCCCUGUACGAUCUUUACAGUCCCCGUGGAUAACUUUUAGAAAUAAAGUAUUUCUGUAGAGAAGGGCCAGGUUUUUCCUUGGGGUUUCUAAGAACAUAUGCUUGCACUUUGUCCAUGCCAGCAUAUGAGUAGGCAGUGGCUCUUCACAGGCCUCCUGGGAGAGCUUAAAACUUGGGCCGAGACACUGAUUUCCACAGACCUACCUACAUGUGGCUCUUUUAGCGAAGACUCAAAAAACACUUCCUGCCCACUUCACUGUGCUUGGAAACCCCCCCCCCCCACAUUGUGCCGAGUCUUUACAGAGAAACCUGUAGAUGUGAUUCAUAGGUAUAUGAGUAAGUGUCUGUGUAAAAACAGUGGGUAUGCAGUAUGUACAUACUUUAAAUUAUUAUGCUAGAAAAAUAAAAGUUACAGACCAUA